Trichomycterus rosablanca is the source of this 1274-nucleotide messenger RNA. RefSeq lists its product as uncharacterized. The transcript has 9 exons. Lineage: Eukaryota; Metazoa; Chordata; Actinopteri; Siluriformes; Trichomycteridae. The record is from RefSeq and is a predicted model, not a curated record. Bases 61 to 1116 code for a protein of 351 amino acids.
ACACCAGAGUUGCUUUCCAGCUCCUUUUCAUCUGCAAUCCAGGGGCAGACUGGACUCAGAAUGGUGCAGUGGCAGUCGUUAUUCCACCAUUUAAUAGUAAUUCUUCUGAUGGGAGGCACAACAGAAAGUACACUGUGUAAAAGUUUGGACCCAGUUGAAGCAGUGAUUCACUUGGUCACUACACUCCAGUGCGCUUUACCAGAACAAUGGAAUAACUCCACGAAUGUUACUUGGGAUCAUCUUGAAGGAAAUAAUCCACGUCCUAUAAAUCCAUGUCAUCCUUCAACAUGCAACAACCAGGGAGACCAGAAGCAUCCGUGUGAAAGAGUGAAGGUAGAGCAGAAUCCACAAACAAGAACUGCAUCAUUGAUCAUUAGUCCUGUAGAGAAGACAGACGAAGCUUGGUAUCGAUGUACAGUGCAGACUAACAAUGGAACAAAGUGUUUUGAAAUAAAACUUGAUAUUAAAGAUGAGCUAGUACCCAAAGAGUGUACAACCAUCGGGCCAUUUGAAGCAUUGUUGAACUCAGUGUAUACACUUGACUGCCCCUUACCCAGAUCUCAUCUUAAUGCCUUACAGUUUAACUGGGGGACUACCCAAGACUUUAAGACUGUUCCUAUAACACGUUGUCCUUCACCCUGCACUUCAAGUGGAUCUGAGCAAACUCUGUGUGAGAGAGCAAAAACAAUGGAUCCGGAAAAUGCAUCAAUGAUUAUUAAUCAUGUGAAAUCUGACGAUAGUCAUUGGUUCUGGUGUGCAGUAAACAGCACUUCAUGUUUUAAAUUUAAACUCACAUUAUUAAAUUACACAACUAAAGGUAAUUUCAGUUCAACACCGAGCACAACACAACCAACAGAGAACAGUGAUAAAAGCGAUGAGGAAAAUUCAGCACACACCCUAAAUGUAUCGGUGGCAUUGACGGUUACUUUAUGUGUCAUUGUGGCUUUGCUGGCUGGAGUGCACCUAUGGCGUAAGGAGCAAAAGAGGAAAAGCAUGUGCAAAAUUGAAUUAGAUAUUACCAAUCCAGUUUAUGAAGAAGUUGAAGACAAUGAUACGUUCUUGUAUUGUUUGGCUAAUCCGGAACCUGCAAGCACACACACUUUCAAGGACUACUGAAUAGAGUGGGUCAUGCAUUUAGACAUCCAGUUUUGCUCACCUAACCAUGGCCUUCUUAUUGACAGGUCAAAUUUGUCUUUGAUGUCAUUUAAAAAAAAUUUUUUCACUGCUAAUAAAUACAGAUCAGUUUUUUGUAAUUUAAAUAAAUAUGGAUAUGU